Saccharomyces mikatae IFO 1815 is the source of this 210-nucleotide messenger RNA. RefSeq names its product Pai3p (gene PAI3). Gene Ontology annotation, molecular function: endopeptidase inhibitor activity. Gene Ontology annotation, biological process: negative regulation of endopeptidase activity. Bases 1 to 210 code for a protein of 69 amino acids. The record is from RefSeq and is a predicted model, not a curated record. The transcript has a single exon. Lineage: Eukaryota; Fungi; Ascomycota; Saccharomycetes; Saccharomycetales; Saccharomycetaceae.
AUGAACAUCGAUCAGCAAAAAGUGAACGAAAUAUUUCAAAGCUCAAAGGAAAAACUACAAGGUGAUGCGAAGGUAGUAAGCGAUGCUUUCAAGGAAAUGGCAAGUAAAGAUGAGAACGGUAAUGUUGUUAACACUAGUGAUGAAACUGAAAGGCCCGACUACCAAGAGCAAUACAAUAAAUUGAAAGGCGCUGGACACAAGAAAGAAUAA